Octopus sinensis (East Asian common octopus) is the source of this 954-nucleotide messenger RNA. RefSeq names its product general transcription factor II-I repeat domain-containing protein 2-like. The coding region runs from base 1 to 954 and encodes 317 amino acids. The transcript has a single exon. NCBI's taxonomy places the organism in Eukaryota, Metazoa, Mollusca, Cephalopoda, Octopoda, Octopodidae. The record is from RefSeq and is a predicted model, not a curated record.
AUGAGUUGUUUGAAGCUAUCUAAAAAGCGAAAAAUUGAAGAGGAAUGUCGUGUUUUUAAUGAAAAUUGGACUGAAAAGUAUUUCUUUACCGACGUUGGAGUGAAAGCUCCAUGUUUGAUUUGUUCUGAAACAGUUGCUGUGUUCAAGGAAUAUAAUUUGAAACGCCACUUUCAAACGAAGCACGCCAAUUUUGGACACAAUUUAUCAAAACAAGAACUGCAAAAGAAAGCAAAUAAUCUGACAAAACGUUUGAAGCAACAGCAAAAUGUGUUUGAUAAAACCUCCUCUUUACAAAGGAACGCGACAAAGGCAAGUUUUAUAUUGGCCAACAAAAUUGCAAAGCAAAACAAGUCAUUCGCAGAAGCAGAAUUUAUCAAAGAUUGUAUGGUUAAUGCUGUCAGCGUUGUGUGUCCUGAAGUUAAGUCAAAAGUAGAAGCCAUUUCCCUGUCACGAAGAACUAUUGUUCGUCGCAUUGAUGCAAUUGCCGUGAAUAUUCAUGAACAGCUGUUAACAGCCAGUGGUCGAUUUCAGUGGUUUUCUAUUGCUUUAGAUGAGAGUACUGAUAUUCAGGAUACUGCUCAGUUACUCAUUUACAUCAGAGGAAUUGACGAAAACUUUGAAAUUACAGAGGAAUUGUUAUCUAUGGAGUCUCUCAAAGACACUACUACUGGAAAAGAUUUGUUCAACAGUGUCAUUAACAGUCCAAUCAGGUCUGGAUUAACCCUAAAUAAACUGGCCAGCAUUACAACCGAUGGAGCUCCUUCACUCACCGGUAAAUAUUCCGGCCUUGUGAAGUUGUUGAAUGACAAAAUCAAAGAAGAUUUUCCACUACACAGUGUGUUGUCUUUUCACUGCAUCAUACAUCAAGAAAGCCUUUGUAAGUCAUCUUUAAAACUCAAACAUGUCAUCGAACCUGUGGUGCGUGCAGUGAAUUUAAUAAGAUCACGGGAUUGA